AUGGCUUUACCAAUAUUACACAUAAUCGGUGCGGUUUUAAAUACGUAUCUUCUGUGGUACGACCAGAACUAUGUGGAUGUACCUUUUAAAGCGGGAUUAGAUCUCUAUCCAUUCAGAGGGCGGGUCCUCUUCCUAACUUUGUGGAAUUUCGUAUUACAGGCUAUAUACAUGUGGAUUGCCUUCGCUAAUGAUGUCUUCGGCACAAAUGAUCCGGUACCAAAGAACCCACCAACGAUUAGAAAAAUCAAGGAUACUCUGUUCGCGCUAGCCUUCCCUAUGGGCGUCUAUGUAUCUGUGGCAUUCUGGGGCGUAUACGCUGUGGACAAGGACUUAAUUUUCCCGCCACCCGUGGAGAAAGCUUACCCGCCAUGGAUUAAUCAUCCUUUGCACACUUUUGUCUCUAUAUUUAUGAUAAUUGAAAUGUUAACAUCCGACGUUACGUAUCCAUCGAGAAAAGUUGGUCUAGCGAUUACCAAUACCUUUAUUUUCUCUUAUUUAGGAUUCUUAUUCCUGGUAAAUAGUCAAACUGGUGAAUGGGUUUAUCCCGUAUUAGAUGAAAUGAACUGGCCAGAGAGAAUAUUCUUUAUGGCGGGAAGUAUUGUUAUAGGUCACGGAUUUUAUUUCUUAGGUGAAAAGUUUAACAGAAGAUUAAAUCCAUCUAACACUAAAGUUAUUGGUAAAAAGAAGGCAUAG
Messenger RNA from Leptosia nina, 693 nucleotides. NCBI's taxonomy places the organism in Eukaryota, Metazoa, Arthropoda, Insecta, Lepidoptera, Pieridae. The record is from the annotation of a GenBank genome assembly.